This is a messenger RNA of Grosmannia clavigera kw1407, 3633 nucleotides long. RefSeq names its product 5-methylcytosine G/T mismatch-specific DNA glycosylase. Lineage: Eukaryota; Fungi; Ascomycota; Sordariomycetes; Ophiostomatales; Ophiostomataceae. Gene Ontology annotation, molecular function: DNA binding. The coding region runs from base 1 to 3633 and encodes 1210 amino acids. The record is from RefSeq and is a predicted model, not a curated record. Gene Ontology annotation, cellular component: nucleus. The transcript has a single exon.
AUGGCGUCCCGGGUCCGCGACGUGAGCGGGACGAGCAACGUGGGCGAGGCCGAUGCAGACUCGCGCGAGAAGAGACGCGUGGCCGUGAGGCUAGAGCGUCGAGAGAGGGAGAGGGAGAGGGAUAGAGACAAAGAGCGGGAUCGAGACCGAGAUCGAGAGCGGGAUCGAGGAGACCGAGACCGAGACCGAGACCGAGACCGAGACAGAGACAGAGACAGAGACAGAGACAGAGACAGAGACAGAGAUCGUGAUCGAGAAAAGGAGGCGAAGCCAUCGACGCUGUCGUCGUUGCUGACAUCGACGCUAUCUCACCGCUCGACGUCGCUACGGUCGACGGCAACGGCGACGGGCAGCAGCAGCCGAGCAGCCCGGCCGCGGUCACGAGAGAGCGACCUGGCAUACGGGUCGGGAGCAUCGGGCACGGGGCCCUCGCGCAGCCACACGCACCGGAGCCGGCAUCUGCACAGCGUCAGCGGCAGCACGACGGCGAGCCGGCACCAUCGGACAGCCUCAGGUACGGGGUCGCACCGAUCAUCGCGGCGGCGAAACAAGGACGGGUCGUCGUCAGUGACAGAGCGGGCGAAGACGACGACGACGACGACGACGACGAAAAACACGACGCGGACGAGUCAAGACGACGAGCGGGACGAGGAGGACUACGAAGACUGCGAGGCGGACGAGAGGAGCAGCCAAGAGCUAGCCAGCAGCAACAAGGAAAAGCCGCAGCGAGUCUCCAGCCUGGCAAAACGGACGUUUCUGGCAGCCACAACGACGCUAUCCCGAUCCGCUUCGACGUCGGCCGUCCAUCUGGUGCCGGAGAUGGGUCGCAGCCGCGACCGGCUGCCCUAUCCGUCAGCCAACCAGGCACACAGCCGCGAGGGCUUGAUGAGCCGCGAAGAGCUGGUGGCCGGAGGAACGGCCGACCGGACGGCUGACCCGCUCACACCCGACGCCACGGACGUGAGCCAUGCCGGCAACCAGAACCAAAUGCGGCGUUCCAAGUCGGUCAGCGCAGCCGCCAUGACAGGCGGUGGACGGACCAACAACAGCACCAACUCGCCAGCCACGAGCAGCCGGUCGAUACGACAUGACCGACCGCCCAGUCCACCAGACACGAACUUGUCAUCAGCAGGAACAGAGAUGCAGCAGCAGCAGCAGCAGCAGACACAACAGUUGCCGGUCCGACUGUCAGUGCCAUCCUCGCUCGAGGACCUGGCCCGAUGCCAGUCUCAGCCGUCCAUGGCAUCCAGCCAGGCCACCUACACGCAGCAGCCACAACAGCCACCGCCAGCGUACUCGGAGCACGACGACAACACCAACUUCUCGGCCGAGUCGGCACAGGACUCGGCCUCGCCGCUGACUCCGACACCCAUCGACAUUGCCUCGCCAGCCUUUUUUGCCGCGGCAGCCGAGUACAAGCGACGACAGCUGCAGCAGCAACAGGUCCAACAGCAGCAGCUGCAACAGCUGCAGCAACAGCAACUCGAACAGCUGCAGCAGCUACAACAGAAACAACAGCAGCAGCUCCAACAACAGCAGAUGCAGCAGAUGCAGCAGCAGACGCCGUCGCCGUCAUCGUGCUCUACGCCCAGCCCAGCCGACCCGGACGACACGAUGACGGCAUCGUUCACGUCGACGAUACCGCCACAGGCGAUGCCACCGCCGCCACCGCCGCCGCCGAUCAGCAUCGUCGAAGUGCCGCGGAUCGACUACCUGAUGCAGAACGGCGGACUGCCAUCGCCGGUGCCCAAGACCUUUCUGGCCGCGCUGCCGCGGACAAGCAGCACGGCGAUGCGGGCCCAGCCACCACAACAGCCGCCACUGCAGGGAGCCGAGACGCUGUUCACGCCCUUCUUCAACCUGCUGGGCCAGUACCAGACGGUGCUGCAGAGCCACGGAUCGCUGGCAGUAGCGACGGGACACCGCACCGUAGCCCGCCGGCUGCUGGACCGGCUGGAGAUUGUCUUCUCGCGCGAGCUCCCACCCGACGGCUGUUCCUGUGUGGUUUGUGAGGGGGGGAGCACCGGACCGGGACAGCGCGAGACAGCAGCCAGCGAGAUCAGCAGCAUCAGCGGCAGCAACAGCAUCAGCAACAGCAUCAGCAACACCGGCCAUCGGGGUCUCGGCUGGGGCGAGGUGCUGGAACGGGUGAGCGGACGGAUCGACCUACCGACAUGGCCGCCGAUCAACAUCAGCGCGUUGGAGCAGCAGCUAGACGCGGCCGCGACGACAGCAGCCGCUGUGGGUGCCGGCGCCAACGCCCAUCUCACGAGCAUGCUCCCGGGCGGACUGCCGCCGACACGGCCCAUGUCUCCGGUCAAGAUCGACCCCGACAUCGCGGACGAGUUUCGUGAGCACUACCUGCGGCAGAACAAAAAGGUACGGGCCAGCGUCGACCGGUGGAUGCGCGAGUGCGCUGACGCGCCCGCCUCGCCACCCCAAGAGAUCGACGACGAGACGCUCGCGUUUGCCAUCCUGACGAAUCUCGGUCCCGACGACCGCCCGCUCUUCAACGCGCUGCUGGCCGGCACCCGCGAGCUGCAGCCGGCCGUGCGCGCGCCCACGCCCAUGCACAACCGUCCGCGGCCGGACUUUCUGGUGCGCAACGGCCUGGCCAUCCAGCGCCUCUACCGCCUGUCCGGCAGCCCGCCGCGGGAUGCCGAAACGGCUCUGUACCUGGUCCGGAAUCCGGGCGUCCACGACCUGCUGCACACCAUUGCCGACAUCCACCCGUCCGAGUGGGAGAUCUUGGUGUCCGGCCGCUUCGACGGCUUCCUCUGGUCCGGGGCCGAUGAUGCAGCCGGUCCGGGUGUCAGUCCCAAGAACACCGCCGACGACGACGCCACCACGCCCAUCGCCGGCGAGCCGCCAGCCUCGGCCUUUUUGCCCACCAUCGCCCAUCCACUGCCACACCCACCAGCCACACCUCAGUCACGUGGUCCAACGCCACUAUCCGUCUAUGCACCUUCGCGCGGACCGACCCCGAUGACGCGCAACGUCACGCCCGCCUCGUUUGUCAGCAGCACCAGCAGCUUCUCGGCCGCGUCCGGCAUGUCCGGCAUGACCGGCAUGUCGGCCGCCACGUCCGCAGCUACCGCCCGCCAUGCCGUCUCGACCGACGAGGAGGCCGAGAUCGCCGCGCUGGCCGAGGUCGAGCGCGAGAUCUACCGCGGCAUGGAGGCCCUCGAAGACGCCUUUGAGGCUCUGCACAGCCGCGCCGAGACCGUUCGCACCGCCCUCCGACAGCGCAGCGCCGGCCUGUCUGUCCGUCUGCAGCAGCGUCGGGCCGUCGCCGCCGGCCGCGUCAACGUCCUGCCGCAGCUCGGCGUCAACGGCGGCGUCGUUCCGAGCCCGGCACGGAGCCAUAGCGUGAACCAUGCCAUGGACCUGCCCGCCAGCCCUCACGGCUACUCCUACGGCUACAACCAGAACCAGAAAGUCGCCUACCCCGGCAUGCUCGCCCAGCCCGCAACCCCCGCCGGCGACCCCGACAGCUGGGACGCCGCCGAUGAGUACCUGCUCGAGCUCAAGCCCGAGGACUCGGCCAGCAACAUCAGCAGCUCCCAGCAUCGCCGUCCCAAACGCCGCAGCGAACGCCGCACCCCCGCUCCCAUCGAGGAAGAGGACGAGUAG